Molecule: messenger RNA, 2166 nt
Organism: Acanthochromis polyacanthus (spiny chromis)
Lineage: Eukaryota; Metazoa; Chordata; Actinopteri; Pomacentridae
Exons: 8
Coding region: 130-1293 (387 amino acids)
Biological process (GO): biological process involved in interspecies interaction between organisms
Cellular component (GO): external side of plasma membrane
Molecular function (GO): carbohydrate binding
Source: RefSeq, a predicted model, not a curated record
UAUGUGAGUAUCGUUUUUUCCAAGCUGAUAAAUCACCACGGAGAUAACGGUAGUUGAUGGUGUUUUUUUUACUUGUUUGUUUAUGUGUCAAACACAGUUACCAAGAGCCACUCUGAGUGGGGAACGGAGAUGGCUCUAUUACAGACCAGUUACGACAACCGGAGUAAAGAAAUAGACCAGUUACAGACCAGCAACACCAACCUCAUCAAGGAGAAAAACCAGUUAGAAACCAGAUGUAACAAACUGACAAGAGAGAAAGACCAGUUACAGACCAGUUACAACAAUCUGCUGGAAGAGAAGGGCCAGUUUCAGACCAGACACAACAAUCUGGUUAGAAAGAAAGACCAGCUGCAGACCAGUUACAACAAUCUGGUUAGAGAGAAAGACCAGCUGCAGACCAGUUACAACAAUCUGGUUAGAGAGAAAGAACAGCUGCAGACCAGUUCAACCACAGCCCUCCAGCUGAGUGGCUGCUUCCUGGUGGUCCUGAGUCAGUCAAACACUCGCUGGCCCGAUCUUGCCUUGCCUGCCACUUGCUCCACUUUGGCUUUUCACCUUUGCCAGCUCCAGCUCCUCUUACCGGACCCUGGAUUCCCCGAGCCUGCCUGCCCUUUCACUUUAGUUCCCCCUGUCACAUCCCCAUUUGCGGAGGACAGGAGGAAGAAACUUCGUGAAGACAAUAAAGGGUGGAAGCAAAUCGACAUUUUUCUUCUCUUGGCCACGGCAGGCCUGCAUGUAAACAUGUCAGAGAAAAUGUAUGACUGUGACUACUAUGAAGACAUCAGACAGAGGCGUUCAGAGAGGAAACUGUACCGACUGGUUGCCGUUAGAAAGCGUUCGCGAUCUCCUCCCCUUGGCUACACCGACAUCUUUCCUCAAUAUGACCGUUAUCUCUUAACAGGUGACCUUUCCCAACAAGGAUGGGUGUACUUCAACAAUAGUUUCUAUUACAUUUCUACUUCGAAAAACUCAUGGAAUGACAGCCGAAGUGACUGUCUGCAGCGUGGUGCAGAUCUGGUGGUUAUCAACAGCAAAGCGGAACAGGAAUUCACAAGACAUUUCGGACAGCACAUCUGGAUCGGCCUCACUGACCAUGAGAUGGAGGGGAAAUGGAAAUGGGUGGAUGGGACUCCACUGACGAAGAGCUACUGGGGCACCAAUGAGCCCAACAGUUAUAAAGGCAGCGAUGAAGACUGUGGAGAAAUAAAGUUCUUUGCAGAGGAAAACAACUGGAAUGAUAAACCGUGCCACGUUAAAAAUGUCUGGAUAUGUGAAAAAGCUGUGGCUCCGUGAGCAUCUGAACCCACCACAUAUGAAGCAUAUCGCUUUUAGCUACAAUAACAGAAAAACAUUGUCUAUGGCCAAGCUGCAGGUAAAGUCUCUCAUUAGCAUACUGGCAUGUUUUAUUCUCUGCUGUGACUGCUCAUAAUCCAUAAAAUAGUCUUCUAAUCAAAGCCAAAAAGUGAUGCUGAUGAGUGAAAAAAGUCAUUUGAAUACUGUUAAAUUCUUCUUUUUUGACAAAUAUAGCUCAAUUUUAACGUUAAUGGAUUUGUCAAAAGUGUUAAGACCACAGCUGUUUAAAAAUGUUUUUGCUUUUUGUGCUCAUCUAUGCUCAUGUACAUUUGCAGAUACUGGCAAGUUCAGAAUUUAACAACAAAAAGUUCUUAUAAUAUUACAGCAUUUGUUGACAAUAUUAUAGCUGCAUGUAUUUAAGAUCAUGACUGCAGACUGUGUGUGACGAAUCUGAGAGUGAAAAACAAGUGAAUAUCUGUAACUAAUGUUUAGACACAGACUUUACUUGAAAUAUCAUGUAAUGGAAAUAUUGCACCUAACACUGAAUGAUAAUGGAAAAAAUGUAACUUCCCACUUGAUGGGUGUGCUUCAUGUUGCCUUAAACGCAGCAUAAAUAUUGUGGCAUGAUGUUGCUUGACUGGUUGUCUUCAGCGUCACUGGUUGUUAUAAAUAAACUUUAUGAUUGUAAUGAAAAGGUCUGGAGUUGAUUUUGUGUUUAAACAAACACAAUCAUCUUAUACACAGCAGUGGCCAUCUGGUUAUGUCUAAUGCUGUAUGAUGAGAAACACAAUUUUACUAGAUAGCACCAAAUUAUGACAUAUUCUAUGAAACCUUAGAGCAUUGAACUUAAAAUAUUAUACAAGGAAGCCAACA